Metarhizium robertsii ARSEF 23 is the source of this 1212-nucleotide messenger RNA. RefSeq names its product F-box domain, cyclin-like protein. The record is from RefSeq and is a predicted model, not a curated record. Gene Ontology annotation, biological process: regulation of lipid storage. The transcript has 2 exons. Bases 1 to 1212 code for a protein of 403 amino acids. NCBI's taxonomy places the organism in Eukaryota, Fungi, Ascomycota, Sordariomycetes, Hypocreales, Clavicipitaceae. Gene Ontology annotation, cellular component: endoplasmic reticulum.
AUGUUUGAUCUAAAUCCACUGUUAGCAAUUCGGCAGGCCAUCAGGCAAGCGCCUCUGCUAGGAGUUACCGCUGCAGCGGCCUCCCUCGCUCUAUAUGUACAGAUUCGACCAACUCUUAGCGAUGUGCAACAUCUUCCUGAAGAGCAGACGAUUACGCGGGCUAGGACUCGUGUGGAAGCAGGCAAAGGCCAACGAUCAGCGGAUGCGAAGGCCCCGGAGGAUGAGCUGCCGUACUCGAUGGAUGCCUUUCCUGGAGGAAGACAGUUCAACACUAUAUAUGGAACAAUUCAAGUGUUUGAAUGGGGCCCUGAAAAUGGGGAGAAAGUCUUGAUGAUGCACGGUCUCAGCACUCCGUGUAUAGCAUUGGGUGAUAUGGCGAAAGAAUUUGUCAAAAAGGGCUACAGAGUCAUGAUUUUUGACUUCUUUGGCAGAGGCUACUCAGAUACGCCAAAUGACUUGAAACAUGACGCUCGGCUUUACACUACUCAGAUUCUGCUUGUUCUCUCAUCUUCGCCGCUGUCCUGGACUGGAUCGUCUGCCUUCCAUAUUGUCGGAUUUUCUCUCGGCGGGUCAGUGGCUGUAGCAUUCGCUGCCUACCACGCGAGUAUGCUUCGGUCUGUUACCCUCAUCUGCCCGGGAGGGCUAAUCCGUACAUCGCACAUAAGCCCCCGAAGCCAAUUUCUCUACUCGUCAGGCAUAAUACCAGACUGGUUUCGCCUAAGGAUCCUCCAUAGCAGCCUGGAGCCGAGAAAUGGCGCACCGAGGAGUGCAGACGUCCCCGAACAGGUCAAGGACGCUGAAGUCGACUUUGACGACGUGCCUAUUGCAGCUGAUCGACAUGGUGUGAGAAUCGGCGAUGUGGUUCGAUGGCAGUUAAAGAACAAUGAUGGAUUUGUCUCUUCUUACUUGAGCUCCCUGCGUAGCUCUCUCGUCUUCAGACGCCAUGAUAGAAUCUGGAGAGUGCUUGCGGAUGAACUACGGCGACGACGAACAACGAAUGCACCACCGGGUCUACCGAGUGGGCGUAUCUGCCUCAUUAUCGCGGAGAGUGAUGCUAUUGUUGUAAAGGACGAGUUAGUAGAAGAUGCUGAAGCGCUUCUCUGUAGAGAGUCUGUUGACAUGAGAGUUUUGAAGGGGGGUCAUGAGAUUGCCGUGUCGCGUGGUAAAGAUGUGGCAUCAAUAGCAAUGGAAUCUUGGGAUAGAAAACAUUAG